Messenger RNA from Paracoccidioides lutzii Pb01, 1566 nucleotides. RefSeq names its product phosphoglycerate mutase family domain-containing protein. The record is from RefSeq and is a predicted model, not a curated record. Bases 1 to 1566 code for a protein of 521 amino acids. Gene Ontology annotation, molecular function: phosphatase activity. The transcript has a single exon.
AUGAUAAUUCUCAUCCGUCAUGCCCAGUCAGAAGGAAACAAAAACCGUGAAAUCCACCAGUCGAUUCCCGAUCACAGGGUGAAACUUACGCCAGAGGGACAGAAACAAGCUCUCGAGGCAGGGCGGCGGUUACGGACCCUUCUGCGCCCAGAUGAUACACUCCACUUCUUUACAUCCCCCUACCGCCGUACCCGCGAGACAACUGAGGGCAUCCUCACGUCUCUGACUUCGAAUGAUCCGUCGCCGUCACCCUUCCCAAGAGACUCCAUAAAGGUGUACGAAGAGCCUCGUUUGCGCGAACAAGACUUUGGCAACUUCCAGCCAUGCUCUGCAGAAAUGGAACGCAUGUGGCAAGAGCGUGCUGAUUACGGACAUUUCUUCUACCGUAUCCCUAAUGGAGAGUCUGCGGCCGAUGCUUACGACAGAGUUAGCGGUUUCAAUGAAUCCCUCUGGAGACUGUUUGGAGAAGAUGACUUCGCUAGCGUGUGCGUUCUUGUCACUCAUGGAUUGAUGACGCGGAUAUUUUUAAUGAAAUGGUACCAUUUCAGCGUUGAAUACUUCGAGGACCUUCGAAAUGUGAAUCACUGCGAAUUCGUGAUCAUGAAGAAGAACGAGGAUGAUGGGAAGUACACCCUUCAAAAUAAUCUGCGCACUUGGUCCGAAUUAAAACUAGAAAGGGAGCGGGAGCGGGAGAGGGAGCGUGCAUCAAUAGCUGGUGUAAGCAUUGAAACUGAUACUACCCCCGGUACUGAGUUCAUCAUCCCAAUCAGAAGGAAGUGGGGUGGUUGCCCUAACGGAUGUAAUCAUUCAUCGGCGAAGCACUGGAGGAGAAGACCUCAGCGGCAGUAUACAAAGGGGAUACUGGAGGGUGAGGCAACAGCCGAUAAAGUAAAAAAGGAGACUCAAACUGACACGGCCAAUGCCAAAAGCUCAUCUAACGUGGAUAGAUCCGUUGACAAGGCACUCGAGGGACGGCAAGACUAUUCCUCUCCCAGUUUGACAUCUUCAUCCUCACCAAAUGCAACCCCAUCUCACAUUUCUUUGGAUUACAUUUCGGAUUCGAAGUCCCAACAACAGUCACGCUCAGAGGAUGAACAAAACACAGUCCAAAAGCCCUCUUCCACAUCCCUUCAACAUAGACAUGACCCGCACAGCCGUAGCCUAGGAGGUCUUCCGCACCAAGGCGGACGGGACGGCGGUGGCUCCCAUAGCGGUGCACCAAGUCGUGCCACAUCAGACAGCGAUGAAACCGGUAACCUCGCUGAUGACGAUGAGAACUAUAAACGUGCCGCUCCUAGAAGGCAGAGUCAUGGCCAACACCCGCAUCAGCGCCAAAAGAGUAAACAGAGGCAGGGCCAUGGGAUUGCGAAUUCUCUGGGCGAUCGAGACGAUGAAGAUGACGACCAUGUUGCUGGUAAACAGGGUCUAUUGGUUGACGAGAGCAAUAUCGAAAACGAUCAUAGCAUGUCGAAGGAUUCUAUGAACGAUACCUUGGGCGAGGAAGAAGAUGCCGUCUUUGAGGAAGUGAUUAAAGAAGAUCAGAGCAUUAGAGGGAGCAUAUACUAG